AUGCCCAAAUGCCCCAGCCUUGAAGAAGGUCAUGUAUUUACAGACUAUUUAGUAUCGACAUAUAUUGCACCUGAUGCAUUAUUUCCACCAUAUCUUUGGGCACAAGAACCUUCAGUAAAUCCAAGAACUACCAAUGGCCCAGAGAGCUUUCAUAGGACGUACAAUGGUCAGUUUUAUAGCCCCCAUCCUCCAACACACGUCGUGAUAUCAGUUUUAAAAGAAACACAAGCUCUAACUUUGACAAUAAUAAAUUCAAUUAAAAACAACCCUUUAACGUAA
Messenger RNA from Metopolophium dirhodum (rose-grain aphid), 279 nucleotides. RefSeq lists its product as uncharacterized. The coding region runs from base 1 to 279 and encodes 92 amino acids. The record is from RefSeq and is a predicted model, not a curated record. The transcript is spliced from 3 exons. Lineage: Eukaryota; Metazoa; Arthropoda; Insecta; Hemiptera; Aphididae.